This is a messenger RNA of Musa acuminata subsp. malaccensis (wild Malaysian banana), 1315 nucleotides long. RefSeq names its product cyclin-dependent kinase inhibitor 5. Gene Ontology annotation, cellular component: nucleus. NCBI's taxonomy places the organism in Eukaryota, Viridiplantae, Streptophyta, Magnoliopsida, Zingiberales, Musaceae. The record is from RefSeq and is a predicted model, not a curated record. Gene Ontology annotation, molecular function: cyclin-dependent protein serine/threonine kinase inhibitor activity. Gene Ontology annotation, biological process: negative regulation of cyclin-dependent protein serine/threonine kinase activity.
UAUCCCAAAUACCAAAGCCUUUGUCGUUCCUUCCUUCCCCACUACCUUUCAAAACCCCCACCCUUCUCUUCCCUUCCCUUCCCUCUUCUCCGCCAUUCUCUUCAGCUUCCCAAAACUUCCUCUUUCCUCGUUUGAUUCCCUCCACGGUCUUCCCUUCCAUUCCUCCUCGCUCGUGGGGAGUCAAGGAACAGAGAGUUGAGGGGGAAGACAACAUACGAAUGGGGAGGUACAUGAGGAAACCCAAGUUCUCCGGCGAGCUGACGGUCAUGGAGGGCGCCACCCACCAGCCCUCCCUCGGCGUCUGCACCCGCGCCCGGGCCAUGGCGGCCGCCGCCGCAGCGCGGGACUCCUCCCUUUCCUACCUCGAGCUCCGCAGCCGCCGCCUCGAGAAGCCACCGACCUCCAAGCCCAGGGACCCAGCGAAGGUGACCCCCAAAUCCAACCCGAGCUCUAAGCUUUGCUCGCAGAAGGCUGGCCGUGUUCCGACAUCGAAUUCGGGGUCGCUGAGUUCCGCACGGAUGAGGAGCGGUUCAGAAAACGACGAGGAUGCGCCGCCGUAUGUGGAGGUCUCGUUAGAAGAGAACGAUCUCGAGCCUGAAUCGAGGGAAAGAGAGACUACACCGAGUGGUUUGACAAGGGAUUCCGGAACAAUGGGGACACCAGGUUCUACAACAAGAUCUACCUACUCAACUGCAGCUAAGUGGAGAAUGCAGAAUCCUAUUUGCCAAGACAUUCCUACUACUCAUGAGAUGGAAGAGUUUUUCGUUGGGCUAGAGAGACUCCAGCAGCAAAUAUUCAUUGAGAAGUACAACUUUGAUCCUGUGAAUGACCACCCACUCCCUGGUCGGUAUGAAUGGGAAGAACUCGGCUCCUAGAUAGAAGAUUUACCUGUUUCUUCGGUGCCUUCUCCAACUAUCUCAGCCCAGGAUGUUAGUGGGGAUGCAAUGGCAGAGGUUGUCACAUUCUUUAUCUUGUAAAAAGUUGGAAAGAUCCAAAGGUAGGUGUAGUCGAAUGAUCCAUAAUGUUUAGAGGUGAUGAGAUAAACCGUAGAAAAUCUUGUGGAAGCUUAUUGUAAUUCUUAACAGAUCAUUCUCGCGGGUUACAGGGGUCAAUCGCCCUUGUAAUUUGCAGUCGUGAAAGAGAUGAUGUAGCAAACUCUUCUGUUGAGUCGGGGUUCAAUGAUGCUCCUCAAGAUUCAGUUCUAUAAUUUGUCCGAAUACCUUUGAUAGAUCCUAAUAGUCUGCAAAUGCUCUGUACUAUGAAUGCACUUAAUUUAAGACUUAGUUGUGGUAUAUAGCAUUCCUCUUAUUGGUCC